CUGUUUCAGCUAUUAGACGUUAGGUGUAUUAUUCUAUUUCAAAAUCAAAGUGUUGACAUCUUUCAGUUCCAGUGUUUCCCGCUAAAAGCACUGCAAUCUAUUAUAUUUUGAGAGAGUUUGAUACAAUGAAUACUUGUAGUUAGGCUUCAAAAUGAUGGCCGAUGUGUUGUUUGCAUGUAUGACAUAUGAAACUGGAGUAUUUGACUUUGAAGAUUUUCCACAAACUGAAGAACCAGUCUGGAUUUUAGGGAAGAAGUACAGCACACUGUACGAUUUAGAAGAACUCAGAAAUGAUGUUAAAUCAAAAAUAUGGCUUACAUAUAGAAAGCGUUUUCCACCAAUUGGUGACAUUGGUCCUACAAUGGAUACAGGUUGGGGUUGCAUGUUACGUUGUGGACAAAUGGCUUUGGCUCAGACACUGAUCAACCAUCAUCUUGGAAGAGAAUGGAUGUGGGAGCGAGAUGUGAUAAACCCAACAUAUGUUAAGAUCCUUCAGAUGUUUCAAGAUAAGAAAAAUUGUAUCUACUCUAUACACCAGAUAGCACAAAUGGGAAUAUUGGAAGGAAAGGCCAUAGGGCAGUGGUUUGGACCUAACACAGUAGCACAGGUGCUAAAAAAACUGUCUGUGUAUGACGACUGGACAUCAAUGGUUAUUCAUGUUGCUAUGGACAAUACUGUGAUAAUUGAUGACAUUAGAACAUUGUGCAGGAUGCCAUCUUCGAGUCAGCAAAUGAACAAACCCUGCAAUAAUAUUUGUUCAACUUCCAUGAGAAACAGAGGUGGAAUUAACAGUAAGAUGAGCCUAGAAAAUGGUAUUUAUUUUCAGCAUCCAACACUUGACUCUUGUUUAUCUAACGAACAAGUUCAGUCUUCCUCUAAUAACUCAUCUUCACUGUGGAGGCCUCUACUUUUAUUUAUACCCCUUAGACUAGGCCUAACUGAAGUUAAUCGUAUGUAUAUAAGAAGUUUAAAGACUACCUUUAAACUGAAGCAAUCCAUAGGAAUUAUAGGAGGACGUCCCAACCAUGCUCUUUACUUUAUUGGCAUUGUAGGAGAUGAACUAGUGUUUCUUGACCCACACACAACCCAACCAACAACUGUCCUUAAUGCUGAUUCUCCUGACGAUGAGAGCUACCACUGUUGCUAUGCUAGUAGAAUGGCUUUCACUGAAUUGGAUCCUUCCAUUGCAUUGUGUUUCUACUUUCGAAAUGAAGCAGAUUUUGAUUUGUGGUGUAACCAUGUUUAUAAGUUCCUGAUAGCCAGUGAGAAAAUACCUUUAUUUGAACUAAAUAAAGAAAGACCACCCCACUGGCCAACUUUAGAAUCUGAAGAAGCUGGAGAUUAUAAAGUUUUGGAAGAGAAGACAAUAGUUUACACAACUGAUAAUGGAUUCCAACUGAUGUGAUAACUUCAGAGUAAAUUUUUGAAGAAUAAGCACCAAGUUGUCACAAAAUAUUGAAAGUUGGAAGUAUUCUCGAUUUUAAAUCUUUUUUUUUUUUUUGUAUUGGAAGGCAAUGAAUGUAUGUAUUAGGCAACUUUGAAAAACCAACAUUAUAAUAUGGUUUUUACUGUUACUUGAUUUACAUCAGUAAACUUGUUUUUGCAUAAGUUGUAUCUCUGGUGUACGAUUAACUUCGACUUUUCUUAACUGGUUAUUAUAUUUUUUAAGUCAAUCAGUGUAAAGGUAAUGUUUGGUUCACUUUAACGUCUAACAUUUAGACAAUUUAAGAUAACAUCCAAGUAUAUAUUUAAAUUCUUUUGAGUACAUGUAACUAUAGUUUAAAUCUUUCAUGUUUCUUGUAUUUACUUCUUUGCCAGUAGCUACACAUUGUAAAAGUGUACAUCUGUGUGUAUAGUUUAAGAAAAGUGUAUAUACGUAAACUAUUUAUGCAAUUAAAGUAAUAUUUUUGAAUGAUGAAUGAAAAGCAAAAAGUAACAAAACUGUGUGUAAUUUCCUAGUUGGCUCCAAGUUAGACUCAGUUUUAUAGUUGCUGGUCGAUUCACAUAGAAAAGGGUACAUUAUAGCCACCUUAUUUCUUGUGGUUGUCACGUAAUUCAAAAAGAGUUUAAUAGAUACUCUCUAGAUCUCAAUUUUAUAUUUUAUUCAUUACUGAAAGUGAUGCGUCAUCUGAAAUCUGUGAUUGUAAUAAUAUUUAAAAAUAAAGUUGAAAUAAAUGGCAAGAAAGUUGUUGUUUUGUAGUAACUUUUAUUUGUGGUCACAAAUGAAUAAAGCUGUCUUAAUAGAAUGCUGAUACCAAAUUGUCCUACUAAUACCUUGUUGUUCAGAAAGGCAAGUCUUCUUGAAAUUCCUCGUUAUUUCAAUUUAUAAUUUUUGUAAAUUAUAUAACAAUUUUCUAGAUUAUUAUUCAAGAAAAGUAUCAGAUCUAACAAUAAAUAUACAAUUUUUAUUGUUAAUUAAUACAUUUUUUUUUACCUUAAACCAUUUAACUAAGAUGAAACCACUUAUUCAAGUUUCACAUUUAGAUGUUACAAUAAUUGUAGUUGUGAAAGAAGUGGAUCUUUUUUUUUUUCAUUAUGUGUGAAACUUUCUACUGCUUUAGGAACUUUCAUUCUGUCGAAAUAUUGCCUCUUUCUAUAUUUGGUUAUAAUACUUUUGAUUUGACACAAUGACUCCAAAACUUAGCAUCUGUUCUACAAUAUGAGAGUAAAUUUAAUUUUAUUUUGCAUAGAUUUAAUAAAUAAUGAAAAAUCAAACAUUAAAAUUUGUUCA
Limulus polyphemus (Atlantic horseshoe crab) is the source of this 2731-nucleotide messenger RNA. Its product is annotated as cysteine protease ATG4B-like. NCBI's taxonomy places the organism in Eukaryota, Metazoa, Arthropoda, Merostomata, Xiphosura, Limulidae. The record is from RefSeq and is a predicted model, not a curated record. Bases 152 to 1405 code for a protein of 417 amino acids. Gene Ontology annotation, molecular function: protein-phosphatidylethanolamide deconjugating activity. The transcript has 13 exons.